GCUGAAGGAUGCAGAAGGCGCUGUCCACGACGCAGAUCCAGACGCUCUGGACGGAAUUCGACCGCAUCGUAUGCCAAACACACAAAACAACCCAUGGAUCUUUCAUCCCAUUAAUGAGUUCACGAGCUCCGUGCGCGUGUGUGUGCGUAUGCAGGCCCGUCAGGCGGGUCUGUCGCGGGAGAGCUUCGUCAAGGGCUUCAAGACCCAGUCGAAGGGCAAGGAUGUGACGCAGGAGAACCUAGAGGCCUUCAAGCAGUACGUCAGACAACACAGAAAUGACGGCAGGAGGGGCAGGUACAAUGUCAGCAAACCCGCUGAUCAACAGCGGCAGCAACCGCAGCACCAGCAGCUUGACAGAAAUGACAAUGGAGGCACUCGGCCGGCCAACCAGCAGCAGGAGAAGCCGCGUGCCAAGACGUCGCCGGGAGGGGAGAGGGAGGGCAGUGGUGGCGGUGGCGGUGGUGUAUCGGGCAGCCCGCCGGUGAAUGGGGCGAGGUCGCGUGCUGCGAACAGGGGGGGGGCCAAGACACCCCAACAACGUCCACCGCAGCAGCAGCACCGGAAAGGUGAGAAGAACAUAACUGCACACGGAAGUGGGACCAGAGUAGAUGGGCAUUGUCUGUGUGCAGGGUCGGGCCCUCCUGCUGCUGCUGCGGCGGCGGCGGCAUCUGGAGGUGGCAGUAGUGGUGCUGCGGCAGCAGCAGCUGCGGCUGCAUCAUCAUCGCCAGCGCCAUCGCCUGUAGUGGAUUUGUCGACUGCUGGCGUGGGCAUAUUCUCGCCACUGGCUGCCAGGCGGGGCGCACCACUCCCGCACAAACAACCCAAGAAGUAAGUACACACACUCUCACUCACACACAGAGAGCCACACCGACACAAGCAACGGUGUGCUGUAUUGUUCGUUGUGUGAAGGCCUGACCAUCAGCAGCAGGGCAGUAGGGCGACAGUGUACUCGCUGAACAGUGACAAGCUCGACGGCCUGGAGGGCCGCAUGACGCCAUACGACCAGCAGAGGCUCAAGAUCACAGUCCUUCCCAGUAAGUAAGCACGGUUGUCACAUGGCAGCCGAAGCGAAGACACCCACCCCACCCAUGUGUUGAUGUGUGUGUGUGUGUGUGUGUGUCAUGUGUGUAGGCAUAGAGCAGUACGAGGACCAUGACGGCGUGGGGUUUGGGUGCCGCUGCCCAUACGCCUACAAGUGGAUGGCCGCAGACGCCCGAACCAGGAGCAAAACCACUGGUGGGUGAGGUGGGUCGGGGUGGCUGGGGCAGGCAGCUGUACGUGUGUGUGUUGUUCAUUGAUUGUUCAGACGAGCGUGUGCACAUGAUGUGCAAGGCGUUGAAGGACCACCUGGAGGAUGACUCCGAAACUGCCGACACCUUCGAUGCCGCACAAGUCGGCGACACACGACAGGUACACACACCACGCACGCCCUCCGACACCUUCACAACUCGCGCUCACCCCUUCUGCAUUUCUGUGUGUCUUAUGUUGUCCGUGCGCUGUGUCAGUCGGAUGUGUGGGUGUUUGGUCGGAUCGUAGCUGACUCGGAGAGCGGCCCGCUCAACGCGGCCUCGUGUCUGCUCGAGGGGGACAGGCACUACUCCAACGGCGAUAGAGUCGAGCUUAAAAUCGUAAGCAUGACAGACGCCUACACUGCGCACGGCACACACCAGGCAGAUGCCCACACUGCGUUGGUUUGUGUGUUGUGCAUAUGUGUGUGCAGGCUGACGACGUUCGCUGCGUACUGUUUCCAGGACAAGUGGUCAGAGGGACACAAGAGUAGGGUGGGCAUUGCAGUGCAUCGCCUCGGGUGGCUGCAUGUGUGUCUGCUGUGUGUGUCCUUGAGUGCAGGUAGCAGCGUGGGGAAUGGGUGAGCGCGUGGGCAGCGGCAUCGGACGAUUCACGGCCAAGAAAAUAGGUAGGCAGAGAGAGAGAGAGAGAGAGAGAGUGGCCUUCAUUCCACCCCUUCAUGUGGAUGGGAACGGAAUGGCAUGUGGGGCAUUCAGUGUGUGGCCUGCCGUCACCAUCGCCCACACUGCCGCUGCAGACGCUCAGACGAUCCAGCGAUGAAACGGUACACACGCGGCCUCAUCCACAGACAGCCAGAGGGCCGAACACGCCUCUCUCUGUAUGUGAUUGUGGUUGUGUGUGUGGGUGACAUCAGUAUGGCGGCAAGCCUCUGCACAUCGCCGUGGCCACGGGGCCGUUCGUGCUGCCCGGCACACUCGACUACACCCCACUAGGUCUGUGGGUGUUGUUGUGGGCGAGGGGCACCCACGAGAUGCAUACAACCCUCUCUGUCUGUUGAGUGUGUGUUCCUGCAGAUCGGUUGUUGGCGCAGUUGAGUAUGUCGCGCCCCAGGCUGUUGGUGCUCAUGGGGCCAUUCGUUGAUGCCAGAAACGAACAGGUGGGUUGAUGGGGUCACACGGAAAGGGUAUAUUGUAUUUUUCGGCGUCAUCAGGUAGCUGCAGGUGCGUUGGUUGAGAAGCGAGAGCCCGAUGAGGACAACGUUGACAUGACGAGAGAUGACGACCAACUCACAUGUACCUGCGUGAAAGUGCUAAUGCUGCUCUCACCUCGCAAUGCGUCCAUCCACAUGUCGGCCAUGUGUGCCAACUUUGCAGCGUAUCUGUGUUACGAGGAGGUGUACCGCCGCGUGUUUGAGAAGAUCGACGCCUUCAGGCGGGGAGAGGAGAACGUCAGCCCCAUACAGGUCGCCAUCAUGCCCUCACUGCACGACGGUCAGCCCUCACACGGAACAGACACAACACCGAUGGACGACACCUGGAUGGAUGGAAGGGUGGUGUGUGCUGAUUGGUGUGCAGUGGGUCAGUGUUACCCCCUGCCCCAGCCUGCAUUCGACUUGGCGUCGUUCAGGGAGGCCCUCGACGUCAGUCAUUUCCCGCUGGAGGAAGACACCCAACAGAUGGACACCGGCAGCACUCCGAAGGUAUAUUGCCAACCACAAGAAACCCUCUUAUGCCGGCGUAUAUGCAGUUUGUGUGUGUCUGGGGUGUGUAGGUGCUGUGGUUGUCCAAUCCGUGCCGGAUGAUGCUGGGCAAUGAGUUGGAGAUCGCAAUGACAUCGUGUGACAUCAUCGGACCCAUCAGUAAGCCAUACACAAAGCACCCAUCCAUCCAUCCAUCCAACACAUUGCUGUUGUGUGUCUUGUCCUUGUGUUGCCAGUGGGCCGUCGGUUCAUGAAGGGCGAGGGCUCAUCAUUCGACCGAUGCUUCGAAGCAUUCCUGGGGGUGAGCAAACCACCACACACACAGCACCGCACACACUCUCUCCCACUUGCGCAUGUGCCGUUGGUGUGUGGUGUGCAGCAACGUAGUUUCUUCCCCUUAGACCCGCCGUACCACGGGCAGCAGCACAGCCACCAGAUAGAGUUCGGCCAGGUGCACAGCAUGCAGUUCGACAUGGCGGGCGUGGCCAAGAACCCACCGCACAUGUUCAUAUUCGCGUCCUCACACAUAUCGCCCUUCGCAAGGGUACGUGUGUCGAUGUGGUGUCCUGGAUGGAUGGAUGGAUGGAUGGAUGCAGGUGGCACAAGAGCGCGUGUUCGUCAAUACCGGGCUGUAUGAUGGCACAAGUAAGGACACACACUCUUCUCGUCUAUGGCUGAUGAGGGUUAUCGGUGUAUGUGUGUGUGUGGAUGGAUGGAUCAGAGCCGUUUGUGUGCACGGACAUCUUCAUCUACCCGCCCAUUCUCGACACACAGGACGGCGAGGGCGAUGCCGCCAUGAUGGACGAGUCGGCCACGGUGCGAGUGCGGCUCCCUGAGAGGGUGCGGGUGGACAUCACCCGAGUGGACAUGGCCGAGUAGACAGAGAAAUGCUCGGACGGAUAGAGAGAUGCAUAGCUGGACGUCGGCGGGUGGGCGUGUGUACAUAUUCCGACUGUUGUGUGUGCUGUCAAUACAUAUCGUUCAAUCAAUCAACC
Messenger RNA from Vitrella brassicaformis, 3942 nucleotides. The record is from the annotation of a GenBank genome assembly. Lineage: Eukaryota; Vitrellaceae.